Messenger RNA from Symsagittifera roscoffensis, 2271 nucleotides. RefSeq lists its product as uncharacterized. The transcript is spliced from 2 exons. Bases 9 to 2204 code for a protein of 731 amino acids. Lineage: Eukaryota; Metazoa; Xenacoelomorpha; Acoela; Convolutidae. The record is from RefSeq and is a predicted model, not a curated record.
CAGAGACAAUGUCCAGCCACAUGUUCCAAAUAGAAUCGGCGGCCAUUGAACCGAAGCAGUCUCGCGACAAAUCCCAAGAUAAUAUUUCUAAUGAAUGUGAUCAAAUAAGCGUUGAUCCAAAUAGCAGCCGACAAUCAUGCCAGAUUGGAUUAGCAAGGAGUGCGGCUUUGGACGAUAAAGAACAGCCGGGCCUGGCUGCCAGCUCUAUUCCUGAUUAUCAAAACAACUUAUCAUUGGAUUUAUUGAGUGCGCAAUCGAAAUAUUACCCCAAAUCGUCCCCUGAAAAUGUCAACAAUAAACUGCAGUCAACUUCACCAAUUCCCCUCAGUAAUCAUAACUGGAUCAGGGGUGAAAUUGUGAAAAAUAGACCAACUAGUCCCUGCAAUGUAUCGAGCGAAAAUAGCAGCACCCUCUUAUUUGGGCCAAUGAGCGAAUUGGGGACGACAGUUAGUAAACAUAACAUUGAACAGGACUGCGGUGGCGAUUUAACUUUUCCUGCUCAAGUUACACUUGAUUCCGAUAAACAGGAAAAUAACAGUAAGAACAGAAGUGUUAAAACAAAACGAGCUAAUAGCAGUUCUGUUGUGCCAUACUGUUUCAGCUAUUCACUUCAGUCGAACACGCCAAUCGAGACACGCUCCAAUGAUUCAAAAAACAGUGGAGGAAAACUGUCCUUGACAAGCAAAACGGACAAUAUUUUGCACAGUGAUACCAGUUAUCCAAACAGUCUCAAAAGCGACAGCAGUUACUCCAAGCACAACGCCGAAGCUCACGCAAAAACUCUGGGACUGUUGCCAUUACAGAAAUCUGAAGAUUGCAGUUUCAAUCCAAGCGGAAAAAAUAAAGUUAGAGAAGCCAAGCCGAACUCAAAACCAGUCAGAAGAAAUUCGCUGGCAAACUCAGCCGAGUAUUUGAGAAAACUAAGUCUGAGCGCCAAACACAAAACAUCGACUUCGAUGAAGAAGAUAUCCGAGUUUAUCCCGUUUCGUAAAACUGUCACUAUUUCGGACGAGUUCGCAUCAGCCAAUCAGGAAAAGUACAAAAACGGGGCAGUAUCAUUGGGGAACACACCCACUAUCAAACGGAAGCAGGGGGUGCACAUAAGACCCCUGGAGGAGGAAUUACCGGCCAGUCUGCCCCCCUCGGAGUCAGAGAAGAAAGAGCGACGAGAGCCGGAAAAACGAGCGACGAAUGGGAAGCGCAAUAAUGCAAGCCAGCGACCCAAAUCACACUUGCAAAUCACAGACCCAGAUUAUGUGGAGUACUUUCAGAAAUACACUUCAGAGAAAGACAAGGAGUUCCUUCGGAAGUACAUUCACCUGAAACAGGGGUUGGAAUCGAAGUUGGCCCAGUUGGAGCUGGAAUAUAUGAAUCUACUUGACCUUGAGCCGACAGAAGAACUUGAACUUAAUCUGAGCACGCUUGAGUCUACGCAAGGAGAUGAUUUAAUUUUUCACUGCGUGAACUUGUUUGAGUCCCACGAGAACCCGGAGAAAGUGUUGGCGUUAUCAAUGCACAGAGAUUACGAGAACUAUAUCCGAUCCCUUCAGAACUGCGUGUUCGAAAACGUGUUCAAAUUAAUCAAUAUCAAAACGCUGCAAAACAGUAUAAAUGACAGGGAAACAGAGAACAAAAGUGACGGCAACGUUGAAACAGAAGAAGGGAAGGUGAAGAAAAUUAUUCCUGGAAAGAGGAAGACUCAAGUUUUCGAGUCCGAUGUGUUCCAAAGUGACGAUAAUGUGAACUUUUCUACUGCCCAAUUUCUCAGCCCCCUCAGAACAGGAGGGGUGGGUAUGGAAAGACAUGGACCCUGUUGCCACGACAUCGCAACUUCGGACCUCAAAGAAGUGAGCGAGGAGAAACUGGACCCCCUAAUGUGUAAAGUGUCCACUUUGCCCCCAAUGUCCAAGAGAGUAUCUACAACUGGCAUUUGUCUGGACAGAGCACACCAGAUGAGUGUUAUACUGGCAGACACGUCUUCUCAUUCCUCGUUAUUACAACACACCGGCUCAUCGGACUCCAAGUUGACGACAAUGUGUCAAAACUCAAAAACUUCAGCCAGCAGUGUGAGUAACCAGAGUUCAGCUUCUGGUCUGAAUAGUCAAAACAACAGUCGCAAACAGUCUGCUGCAAUGACCGCUCAGCAAAAACACAGCACAGAUUUAGACUUAUUGAAUGAAAUUGAAUUCGCAGAUUCACAGUGAAAUUUUAUACAGAUUUAGAUUUAAUGAAAUUGUUAAUGAAUAAAAUUUACAAAUUUAAGAAAACCAU